AUGACCUACGAUACUAGCGGGGUAAAACGCGAGAAGUCGUCGCCGCCAGAAGACAACCACGAAUCAUGGCAGGCCAUGAGCAUCAUGUCAAAAGCCAAAUUCAUGCUGAAACAUUGUACGGUAGAGCCGAUGUUGGGAUGCUAUAUAGUGUCCAGCGUGUUGGCGUCGCUCGCCACGCAGAAUCUGAACUUGCAGAAGGCGUGCCGAGUGAACCUCCGACUGGACAACUCCACGUGCUCGGCGCUGGAGAGUCGGACGAUGAAUAACUACACGAAGGAGGAUGAGGUGGUGGUUCAAGAACUGGUGGCCGACAUGAUAAUAUGGAAGACGAUCGUGCAGAGCAGUAUACCGUCGGUUCUAAUAAUAUUCAUCGGGUCGUGGAGCGACCGGAACCACAAGCGCAAGCCAUGCAUGCUGAUACCAAUCAUCGGUGAAUUCCUCACCAGCAUCGGCCUGUUGGUUUGUACUUACUAUUUUUACGAUCUCCCGAUGGAGGUAGCCGGGCUGGUGGAGUCCGUACCACCAGCUAUGACUGGCGGAUGGAUGACCAUGUUCAUGGCCGUGUUCAGCUACGUUGGAGACGUGACUACGGUGAAAAUGCGAACUUUGAGAAUCGGUAUAGUAAACGUUUUCUGUUCUGUGGGUGUGCCCAUCGGUACAGCGUUAUCUGGUGUACUGUUCCGAGAACUCGGUUUUUAUGGCGUAUACAUCAUAGCAACAGUAUUGUACAUAUUUGCUUUUGUAUAUGGCAUGGUUUUCAUCAAGGAGACGAAACCAGAAAUAAGUAUUGAGAGUAAAGAGCCACCGAGGGAUACGUCCUGUGUGGAUUUCCUCAAGGACUUUUUCAGCCUGAGCCAUAUUAAAGAGGCCGUCCGAGUGACAUUUAAAGAAGGACAGUACAACCGAAGACUAAGAAUUAUUGCUUUGAUGGUUGUCGUCAUCGUCGUAAUGGGCCCUUUGCACGGUGAAAUGUCUGUGAUGUAUCUGUUUACACGUGUAAGAUUCAAUUGGGACGAAGUGAACUACAGUAUGUUUUCCACGUAUUCAAUGAUUACUAAUCUUGUAGGUACAAUGUUUUCGGUUGGAGUGUUCAGUCACAUGCUGCAAAUCGACGAUGCCUUAAUUGGAGUAAUAUCAUGCAUGAGCAAAAUAUUGGCCGGAUUCGUUUACGCGUUUGCCACAACGGAUUUCGUAUUUUAUUUGGCACCACUUGUUGAUAUUGUAAAUGGAACAUCAUUUAUCGCCAUGAGAUCGAUUAUUUCCAAACUCGUACCGCCAGAUGAACUAGGAAAGGUAAACUCGCUCUUUGGCGUAUGUGAAGCUCUGGUGCCCCUAAUUUAUGGACCAAUGUACAGCGCUGUAUACAAGGCCACGCUAAAGACGGUUCCUGGAGCAUUUUUCUUACUCGGUGGCGCAUUAACUGCCCCUGCAGCUCUCAUAUUUCUAUGGAUGUACAAUGAACAUAAAAAGGAACGAAGAGAAAAAGAAGCAGAGAUCAGAGAUGAAGAAAAGAAAUCUGAGGCGUUGAAGAAAAAAAAUAGUUUGGACUUCAGGAUAUCCUCGCACGACUUCGACUUGAAAACUAUAUUAGAUAGACGGACACAGACUCACAGAGGUUCGGGACAAUUUUCAAGUCUAGGAUUGGACAACAUAGCAUUCCAGAUGGAAGAAGGAACUACCAAAGGCAAAUAA
Macrosiphum euphorbiae (potato aphid) is the source of this 1692-nucleotide messenger RNA. NCBI's taxonomy places the organism in Eukaryota, Metazoa, Arthropoda, Insecta, Hemiptera, Aphididae. The record is from the annotation of a GenBank genome assembly.